AUGCCAUUCAGGCUGUGGUGCAAAAAGGCUUGCCCUGAGCUUACCAAACUAUUUAUUAGCCUGGCCGUUCACAUUCUCAAACAAGGACCAGUCCCCCAGCAUAUUGCUUUUAUAUUAGACGGAAACCGGCGCUUUGCCCGCUUACACAAUAUGACAACCAAGGAGGGACAUCGACUUGGCCUGCAAAAUAUUGAAGACAUAACCACGUUCUGCAGUGACUUGGAAAUUAAAAAUGUCUCCGCGUACGUUUUUUCUACCACCAACUUCAAGCAUUCAAAAGAGGAUGCAAACGCAAUUAUGGAUAUAUUGAUGCAGAGACUAUUACAGAUAGACCAGUGGGAUUUGGUUUCAACGGGAAAGUGCAGAAUUCGGUAUAUUGGUAGAUUAGAGGUGUUAUCGCAAAGCAUGCGUGAUGCCAUUGAAUACGCUGAAAAUAUGACUAGAAACAACACAGGAAUAACACUGAAUGUUUACUGUCGAUAUUCGUCAACGGAUGAAAUGACCCGGGCAGUAUGCUUACAAGCAGAGGAAGGCGAGGAUUUUAGAGUUUCAAAACAAACAAUGGAGGACUGUUUAAUGGUUCCUGGGCCGGACUUAGAUAUUCUGGUGCGCACAUCAGGCAAAACUAGAUUCAGCAAUUUUAUGUUGUGGCAGCUCUCCAAGAUGGCUUACAUCCAGUUUGUUGAAGUCGAUUGGCCGGGAUUUUCUUUUACACACCUAUUUGCCAUUUUGCUGUCGUGGCAGCUUUCUGCCAAAAAAAUCAAGAACAAAAAACAAGUUUGUUUUUCUGAGGUUUGCGCUACUUUCUAA
Molecule: messenger RNA, 810 nt
Organism: Kickxella alabastrina
Lineage: Eukaryota; Fungi; Kickxellomycota; Kickxellomycetes; Kickxellales; Kickxellaceae
Product: dehydrodolichyl diphosphate synthase
Exons: 1
Coding region: 1-810 (269 amino acids)
Cellular component (GO): lipid droplet; membrane; dehydrodolichyl diphosphate synthase complex
Molecular function (GO): ditrans,polycis-polyprenyl diphosphate synthase [(2E,6E)-farnesyl diphosphate specific] activity
Source: RefSeq, a predicted model, not a curated record